Penicillium longicatenatum is the source of this 2220-nucleotide messenger RNA. RefSeq lists its product as uncharacterized. The coding region runs from base 1 to 2220 and encodes 739 amino acids. The record is from RefSeq and is a predicted model, not a curated record. Gene Ontology annotation, cellular component: endoplasmic reticulum; membrane. Lineage: Eukaryota; Fungi; Ascomycota; Eurotiomycetes; Eurotiales; Aspergillaceae. The transcript is spliced from 5 exons. Gene Ontology annotation, biological process: protein O-linked glycosylation via mannose. Gene Ontology annotation, molecular function: dolichyl-phosphate-mannose-protein mannosyltransferase activity.
AUGGCUGACACAGCCAUAAGUACCGGGGCUAAACAUGAUUCUGACUUACGUCGGAGAAAUGUCCCAGAUACCGCCAAACCCCAGACGCCUGUGCCUUACACCGCAGAGGAUGUUAAGAAGCAAAAGCCACAGUCUACUUCUUUUCUCCAGGUACUAGCCAGCUGGGAGCCAAUUCUGGCCCCCAUCAUCCUAACGGCUCUUGCCCUCUUUACUCGACUUUACCGCAUUGGUCGUUCCAACAUUGUGACCUGGGAUGAAGCCCACUUUGGCAAGUUCGGUUCCCACUACCUAAAGCGCGAGUUCUACUUCGAUGUCCACCCCCCCCUCGGAAAGAUGCUUGUUGGCCUCUCGGGCUACCUUGCUGGCUACAACGGAUCCUUUGAAUUCAAGUCCGGUGAAAAAUAUCCCGAAGACGUGAACUACACCUUCAUGCGCGCCUUCAAUGCUUUGUUUGGUGCUAUUUGCGUUCCCUUAGCCUACUACACAGCCCGCGAGUUGAACUUUCGCAAGGCUACCGUAUGGUUGAUCAGUCUGAUGGUUCUGUUUGAGAACUCGUACGCUACCAUUUCUCGCUUUAUUCUCUUAGACUCCAUGCUGCUUUGUUUCACCUUCACAACCACUUUGUGCUGGGCCCGAUUCCACCGCCUCCAGCGUGAAAGCUUUUCACUGCAGUGGUAUAUCUGGCUUUGCCUGACUGGAUUGAGCAUUGGGUGUGUGUGCAGCGUGAAGUGGGUCGGCUUCUUCUGCACCGCCAUCGUCGGUCUCUAUACCAUUGAGGACCUGUGGAAUAAAUUCGGCGAUCUGAAGAUGCCUCAGACCGUGCUGGCGAAGCACCUCUUUGCUCGUGUUGGAGGUUUGAUUGUCAUUCCAAUUCUGGUGUAUAUGGCUUCUUUCUAUGCGCACUUUUUGGUUCUGUCGAACAGUGGACCAGGAGAUGCCCAGAUGAGCUCCCUUUUCCAGGCCAACCUGCGAGGCACUGAGGUUGGCAGAGAUAGUCCCCUCGAAGUCGCAAUUGGAUCCCGUGUGACCUUGAAGAACAUGGGCUAUGGUGGUGGCCUCCUGCAUUCCCAUGUCCAAACAUUCCCCGAGGGCUCAAACCAGCAGCAGGUUACUUGUUACCAUCAUAAGGACGCAAACAAUGACUGGUUUAUCUACCCCAACCGACAAGAGGCGGAAUAUGAUGCCGAGGGAGAUUUGAGAUUCAUUGGCGAUGGAGACACCAUUCGUCUCAUUCACGGGCAGACCGGCCGGAACCUCCACUCUCAUGCAAUCCCCGCUCCAGUUACCAAGUCCCACCACGAAGUCUCUUGCUAUGGAAACCUUACCAUUGGAGACGAUAAAGAUCACUGGAAGGUUGAGGUCGUCGAUGAUGCUGCCUCCCGGGAUCGCUCCCGAAUUCGGACGUUGACGACUGCAUUUCGACUCCGCCAUCCCGUGCUAGGCUGUUACCUGCGGGCUGGAAAUGUCAACCUGCCCCAGUGGGGCUUCAAGCAGAUCGAGACCACCUGUGUCAAGGACAAUAAGCCAGGCGAUGUCUACACCCACUGGAACGUGGAGUCGCACACCAAUGAGCGCUUGCCUCCCGGAGAUCCUGGCUCCUACAAGUCGCCUUUCCUGAAGGAUUUCAUCCACCUAAACGUGGCUAUGAUGACAUCCAAUAACGCCUUGGUCCCUGACCCGGAUAAGCAAGACGACUUAGCUUCUGCCUUCUGGCAAUGGCCGAUUCUGAAUGUGGGCUUGCGCAUGUGCUCAUGGGAUGACGGUGUUAUUAAGUACUUCCUUCUCGGAAAUCCCCUUGUGUAUUGGGGCAGCACAGCAAGUCUUGGUGUUUUUGGUUUGUUGUUAGUGUGGUACCUUCUUCGCUGGCAACGAGGUUACCAGGAGCUCAGCCAGGCGGAUAUGGAUCACAUCCACUACUCGGGUCUGUACCCUGCCAUCGGCUGGGUCUUGCACUAUCUGCCAUUCAUCAUCAUGGCACGUGUGACUUACGUCCACCACUACUAUCCAGCUCUAUACUAUGCUAUUAUCACGUUCGGCUUCUGCAUUGACUGGAUCUCCCGCAGCCUGAAUGCUCGCCUCAUGGUCAUCCUUUACACCGCCCUAUACGUGACUGUCAUUGGACUAUUCAUCUACUUCCGUGCCAUUGUGUUUGGAAUGGAAGGUCCUCAUCAGCAGUGGGCUUACUUGCGUUGGUUGUCUGGUUGGCGGAUUUCGAACUAA